Elephantulus edwardii (Cape elephant shrew) is the source of this 1897-nucleotide messenger RNA. RefSeq names its product myotubularin related protein 11 (gene MTMR11). Lineage: Eukaryota; Metazoa; Chordata; Mammalia; Macroscelidea; Macroscelididae. The record is from RefSeq and is a predicted model, not a curated record. The coding region runs from base 1 to 1872 and encodes 623 amino acids. The transcript is spliced from 16 exons.
AUGCCUCCCAGGAUCACCUUCCAACCUUGUGGAUGGCAGCGGAGUCAGGACACUCCCCUCAGCAGUGAAUAUGAUUUUACCCUGCUCAACAUUGGGCGAUUAGAAGCUGUGAAUGGCCUAUCCCGAGUCCAGCUACUCCGUCCAGGGUCCUUGCUUAAAUUUAUCCCAGAGGAGAUCCUGAUUCAUGGCAGAGACUUCCGGCUGCUCAGAGUUGGUUUUGAGAGUGGAGGACUAGAACCUCAGGCUUUUCAGGUGACCAUGGCCAUUGUCCAAGCCAGAACUCAGAAUAAUCAAGCCCAGCACUAUUCAGGGAUAACCUUGAGCAAGGCUGGCCAGAGUUCUGGCCCCAGAAAACCACCUAUUCCCCUGUUGGAAAUAUUAGAAGACUGGGAGGCCGAGCGGAAGAAGCAGGGGGCCAGAGGUUGGAGGGUCAGCACUGUCAAUGAGAGGUUCGACAUAGCCACCAGCCUUCCUCGUUACUUCUGGGUCCCUAACCGAACUCUGGACAGCGAAGUUAAGAAGGCAUUUGGUCACUUCCAUCAGGGCCGUGGACCGCGCCUAUCCUGGCAUCAUCCUGGGGGCAGUGAUCUUCUCCGCUGUGGUGGCUUUUAUACAGCCAGUGACCCUAGCAAGGAAGAUAUCAGAGCAGUGGAGUCAAUGCUCCAGGCUGGGCAUUCAGAUGUCGUCUUAGUAGACACUAUGGAUGAAAUACCUAGUCUCACAGACAUCCAACUUGCCCACUUGCGGCUUAGAGCCCUCUGCCUGCCUGAUUCAUCUGUAGCUGAGGAUAAAUGGCUUUCAGCCCUGGAAGGAACUCGAUGGUUGGACCAUGUCAGGUCUUGUCUCCGAAAGGCCAGUGAUAUCUCAGUCUUAGUCACUUCCAGAGUUCGAUCUGUAGUACUCCAAGAGCGCAGUGACCGUGAUCUCAAUGGCCUCCUCUCUUCACUCGUCCAGCUGCUUUCAGCCCGAGAAGCCCGCACACUGCUUGGCUUCCAAACACUAGUCCAGCGAGAAUGGGUGGCAGCUGGACACCCCUUCCUGACCCGGCUUGGGGGAACUGGGGCCAAUGAAGAGGCCCCAGUGUUCCUCCUCUUCCUUGAUUGUGUCUGGCAGCUUCUCCAGCAGUUCCCAGCGGAGUUUGAAUUCUCUGAGUUUUUCCUUCUUGCUCUUCAUGACAGUGUUAGGGUUCCUGACACCCUUACCUUCCUGAGAGAUACACCCUGGGAACGUGGAAAGCAAAGUGGACAAUUCAACUCUUAUACACAAGUCUACAUACCAGGGCAUCCCCAGCCCCCCACUGAGAACUCUGUUAACCAGCAGCUGUCUGUCUGGGAUUGGGGUUUACGCUACAGCAAAGAACAGAUACUCCAAUUCCACAAUCCUGGCUAUGACUCCGAGCAUGGCCCGGAUUCCUGGCUUCCUAGUCAGCAGUCAAGCUUCAUGGUUCCUGGAUCCCCGAGUUCAAUGUGGCUCUUCUCUAGAGGAGUCCUGGCCCCCCUACAUCAGCUCUGUCCUUGGCGGGACAGUCCCUCCCUGCUGGCAGUCUCUUCUCGUUGGCUUCCUCGACCUGCUAUCUCCACUGAAAGCCUGGCUGACCAGGAGUGGGGGCUCCCCUCACAUUGGGGAGCUUGUCCUUUACCCUCAGGGCUACUACUGCCUGGAUACCUGGGACCCCAAAUCAGGCUCUGGAGACGCUGCUACCUGAGAGGAAGGCCUGAGAUCCAGAUGGGCCUGUCAGCUCCCACAAUCUCUGACCUCCAGGACGAGCUAUCCCAUCUUCAGGAGCUACUAAAGAAAUGGACACCAACACAAUCUCCUGAAAACCACUCCAAGAAAAGAAAUCCAAACAACCUUCUCUCCCAGUCCUGCUGAAACUGCUGCUGGCAUUCAUACAGGC